CGGGCAGAUAGAGAAACAAAAAAAACAAACAAACCCUACCUUCUUCCCAUUCCCAUCUAUCAGAAUCAGAGUAAUCCAAGAAAAGAAAAAUGCCUCCGAGGAAGAAGAAGCUCAAUCUACAACAACAACAACAACAACAACAACAACAACCACCUUCCAAGUUCGGCAUUCAGCACUUCUUCGAACGCGCUUCUCAGAAGCAGCAACAUCUCCAACCCCACACCACCACCACCACCACCACCGCCAAUGCACCACCACCAGAAGAACAACAACCACCCAACGAGGUGUCUCCGCAGACACGCUUCAAAUUCUCACCUGGGAUGUUGGUGAAGCAGAGCCAGGAUGAGGUGGUUGACGAGGUUACCUGGAAGAUAUCUCCUGUCAAUGAGAGGCUCCAGGCGGUUUCGAAAUACACGCCGGAAGUGAUUAAAGCCUUGGCCGCCUCUUCCAAAAUCAACUUGUCGCCAAUUCGCAGCAGCGGCAACAAGGAGACUUGUCUUGAUAAGGUUAUUACUUCGCCGACUCCCAAGGUGCCAUUGAGCUUCAAAAGGAUAAGCUCGGCCCGCGAUGUGAGUGGACAGAGCCCCUUCAGAACUCCACCAUCGUAUCGCCCUGACAAGGUGCAGCGUGUCAAGGAUAUUGAACGCAUCAGACCAUGCGACAAUCUUUUAUUAAGGCAGAACAAAAAGGCAUUGCUUGAACUGUUAGAUCAAGUUGAGGAUGCCAUUGCUGUUGAUGAUGUUACAGUUUGUAAUAACAACACUUAUUCCUUUAAAGUUCCGCAAGAUCUAAUUGCUAAUGAGCUUCCUGUCAAAGUCAAUCCUACAGUAGAAAGGACUAAAUCAGAUAUACCUAAAGAGGUUGUUGAUGUCUUCAGUUCUAAUUAUUUGGUUUUGGAGGUAUCUGAACUUAGGUCUGCUGAUUCAUCUGAUGCCCCAUGCUCAUCAUACAAGGUGCUUCGUUUGCUAAAUGAACAAACCGGAGAAGAGAGGGCUGUAAACCUUCAUAAUGAGUGGUUUGAUAGUGUAAUUGCACCUGGAGAUACUGUGCACAUAAUCGGUCAAUUCGACCUGGGGGGAAAUUGUGAUAUUGAUCACAAUAAAAACUUUUUGAUUGUACACCCAGAUAUUCUAGUGUCUGGAACACGGGUUGCUGCCAGUUUAAGUUGCCCAAGGAGAACUGUCUUAGACGAGAGGUUAAAAAACAAUGAUUACUCAAUUAUAGCAUUAACUGGAACGCUGCUGCACCAAAUUUUUCAGGCUGGGCUUACGAAAGAAAAUCCUACAGUAAAUUUCAUGGAAGAUUAUGCAGAAGUGGUAUUACAGAGAAACAUUGAAAGUUUGUAUGCAUGUGGAGUAAAUGAAAAUGAUGUUCGCAAAACCUUGAGAGAUGCUAUUCCUAGAAUAUUGAGUUGGAUCAAGCAGUUCAAAAAUACGAAGGAAAGAAAAGACCUCAGUGUCAAUUUUGGAUUUGAUGACGAGCCAAAGAAUGUUGGCAUAUCAGAGGUAAUUGAUAUUGAAGAGAUGGCUUGGGCUCCAAAAUAUGGUUUGAAAGGAAUGAUUGAUGCUUCAGUCAGAGUGAAAAUUCAAUCACAAAAAGAUGAUCCGGAGGAAAAGAUCAUGCCAUUAGAGUUCAAAACUGGAAAAGCACCAUACAGCCAGUCAUCAGUAGAGCACAGGGCCCAAGUAAUUUUGUACACUCUCCUAAUGUCUGAAAGGUAUCAGAAGGCUGUUGAUUCUGGUCUUCUAUACUAUCUCCGAUCCGACCAGACACAGGGUAUUGUGGUUCAAAGAUCUGACUUAACUGGGCUUAUAAUGCGGCGAAAUGAACUAGCAAGUGAUCUUCUUAAGGCAUUAACUUUGCAACAACUGCCUCCAAUGUUACAGAGUCCUAGCAUUUGCAAAGGUUGUCGCCAUCUUAAUGUGUGUAGCAUUUAUCAUAAGGCACAUGGUGGAAGCACAGAGAGCAGUGGGUUGGGAGAAGCUUUUGAUUCUCUUAGUAAUCACAUGACAUCUUCACAUUCUAAGUUUCUCUGCCGUUGGGAUCGCUUGAUUGACUUAGAAGCUAAAGAGACUGAGCUUUUAAAGAAAGGGGUGUUGCAAUCACAUAGAUUAAACAGUGGUGGCCUUUCUUCUAUUGUUCUUGAUGCUUCACAAGGAAUACCUCAUCAGAAAUCUCUCAAUGAUAAUAAAUUCGUUUAUCAUUUCAUACAACAAGAUUCUUCUUCUAGCCUCUCUGGAGUUUUUGAUGCGUCUUCUAGUGCCUCGUUGAAAAAUGAUUUAGAUUUCACACUUAGAAGUGGAGAUCAUGUGAUACUGAGUAAUCAAUCUAGCCAUCAAAUUAUUGCUAAAGGGGUGAUAUCUGAUAUUAGUCCGAUCCAUGUAUCUGUUUCCUUUUCCAAGCGUUUACGAAUUCCUGGGAGUUCUUCCACUGCACAUGAUCUCAGUCAGCAGGUUUGGAGAAUUGAUAAGGAUGAAUAUGUGACUUCAUUUGCUAUUAUGAGGUUUAAUCUUGUACAGCUUUUUCUACAAAAUGAUCAAAGUGCUCAUCUGCGGAGGAUGAUUGUUGAUCUUGAGGCUCCUAGAUUUGACAGUGGAUCUUUAGUUAGUCAGGAUCCAGCGAUAUCCUAUGUUUGGUCAGAGAAGAGUUUGAAUGAUGACCAACGUGGAGCAAUUCUCAAGAUACUUACAGCAAAAGAUUAUGCACUUAUAUUAGGGAUGCCUGGAACAGGGAAAACAUCCACAUUGGUCCAUGCUGUGAAAGCCUUGUUGAUUAGAGGGACAUCCAUUUUGCUAACUGCGUAUACAAAUUCUGCUGUCGAUAAUUUACUCAUCAAAUUAAAAGCACAGGGGAUUGAUUUUGUACGAAUUGGAAGACAUGAAGUAGUGAAUGAGGAGGUUAGAGAACACUGCCUCUCAGCAAUGAAUGUACAAGGUGUUGAAGAUAUCAAAAUAAGGUUGGAACAAGUCAAAGUUGUUGCAGUUACUUGUCUCGGCAUUUCUAGUCCCUUGCUUGCCAACACGAGGUUUGAUGUAUGCAUUAUGGAUGAAGCUGGACAGACAACUCUACCAGUGUCCUUGGGUCCUCUAAUAUUUGCUUCGACGUUUGUACUUGUUGGGGAUCAUUAUCAACUACCACCACUUGUUCAGAGUGCAGAGGCCCGAGAGAAUGGCAUGGGCAUAAGUUUGUUCUGUAGGCUCUCAGAAGCACAUCCAGAGGCUAUUUCAGCUUUGCAGAGUCAGUAUCGAAUGUGUCAGGACAUUAUGGACCUUUCCAAUGCCUUGAUAUAUGGUGACAGAUUGAGGUGUGGUUCAUUUGAGGUAGCUAACUCAAAACUUGAGUUUUCAGGCUUAAACUGUGAUUUGCCUUGGCUAGAAGAUGUUUUGAAUCCUCGAAGACCUGUUAUAUUUAUUGACACUGACAAGUUGCCUGCUUUAGAGGCAAGAGAUCAGAAGAUUGUAAAUAACCCUAUUGAAGCUCAGAUAAUUGCUGAGGUUGCAAAGGAAUUGGUAAAGAAUGGAAUCGGAAGUGAACACAUUGGCAUUAUUACUCCCUAUAAUUCACAGGCAAACCUCAUCCGGAAUGCUGCUUCCAUGACUUCCUUGGAGAUACAUACCAUAGACAAAUACCAGGGUAGAGAUAAAGACUGUAUAUUAGUAUCUUUUGUAAGGUCUACCGAAAACCCGACAAGCUGUGCUGCUUCUCUGCUUGGAGACUGGCACAGGAUAAAUGUGGCUCUUACUCGCGCUAAGAAAAAGUUGAUCAUGGUUGGAUCUCGGAGAACUCUUCUUAGGGUUCCUCUAUUGAAACUUCUCAUUAAGAAGGUUGAGGAACAAUCUGGAAUUUUAACUGUGACUAAGAAGGAUAUCUAUCGAAAAAGUGAGCUCAAGAGAUGUUCUCAAAUGAGAUGAAUGGAAAUUCUUUUACCCUUAUUUUGAUGGGUUAUAAUAUUAUAUCAUCAUACAAAUCUCAUGUAUGAUGUUGUGAUUGAUUUAGAAAUGUAAAUCUAUACUGUAUAAAAGGAAUUUUGUCACUCAUCGAAUAAUGUAACGAAAAAUAUAGAAAUGACAAGAUAAACGUGAAACAAUAGUUUUAUAUA
Messenger RNA from Glycine soja, 4099 nucleotides. Its product is annotated as DNA replication ATP-dependent helicase/nuclease DNA2. The record is from RefSeq and is a predicted model, not a curated record. Gene Ontology annotation, molecular function: 5'-flap endonuclease activity; single-stranded DNA helicase activity. The transcript has 34 exons. The coding region runs from base 90 to 3911 and encodes 1273 amino acids. Gene Ontology annotation, cellular component: cytoplasm. NCBI's taxonomy places the organism in Eukaryota, Viridiplantae, Streptophyta, Magnoliopsida, Fabales, Fabaceae. Gene Ontology annotation, biological process: replication fork reversal.